AUAGUCUUACCAGUCUUCCUCUCCGGUCCAUAUCUCCCUCUAUAUAAACAAGUGGUCUUAUCUGGUUCUCUGUCCUUCUCUUUCUUUCUCUUUGUGUGUGUUGUGUUUGAAAACCCUAUUAGGCUUUGAAGUAGACAAAAUGGAAAAAAACACAACUAGUCUUGGAUCUCCAUCAGCAACUGCAGCAACAACAGCAACACCAACAACCUUCGUUCAAGCAGACGCACACACCUUCAGAGAGCUCGUACAGAAACUCACCGGCGCGAGUGACGAUUUACAAGAAAAGCUUCCGAUAACACUUCCGGCAAGACUCUCUGCAAGAUCGUCUCCUCUUUCCGGCGACAUCGUUGGACCUCGAAGAUCGAAUUUCAAGCUUCAAGAAAGGAGACAGAACAUGAGGAAACUCGAAAUCAAGCUAGGUCUCACCUCGCUUCGUAGUCCACCUUACUCACCUAGACAAACCCAAAAUCACCUGAUUGUGUCGCCGAUUCAAAGUCCGGUGACUCCACUGGGUUCUGAAACUUUGUUCUCUGUUCAAUACUCUGGUUCGGGUAGCGAGUCACCAUCUUCGCCGGCGGUUUUGGAGGAAGAGAAAGCGAUUGCAGAGAAAGGGUUUUAUUUACAUCCAUCGCCGUUGAGUACUCCAAGGGGUUCAGACCCACCUGAGCUUCUACCUUUGUUUCCUUUGAGUUCACCAAGACAGCAACCUAGGGAUCCGUAAAAAGCCUUUAACACACAAAUGGGUAUGUACUACCUCUGAGGAUUUCUAUAAAGUUUCUUCUUUUUCCGCCAUUUUUUUUGUUGGGUUCAAG
Molecule: messenger RNA, 812 nt
Organism: Telopea speciosissima
Lineage: Eukaryota; Viridiplantae; Streptophyta; Magnoliopsida; Proteales; Proteaceae
Product: VQ motif-containing protein 33-like
Exons: 1
Coding region: 140-721 (193 amino acids)
Source: RefSeq, a predicted model, not a curated record